AUGGCCAGAACUCGACUCGAAAAGUCCACGGCGGACUACCUUUCACAACUCGCCCCAGAGAUCUUGCGCUCCAUAUUCGCAUAUUUCUGCCCCCAUUGUUGCAACGAAUACCAGUGCCCUUAUGGAGCACCGCCGGAUUCAAACAGAGUUGAACAUAAUACAGCUCUGUACAAUCUAUGUCUAGUCUCACGGUAUUUCCGGGCCUCUGCUCAGGAGACACUACAUCAUUCCUUCGAUCCCUACUACCCGACUUGGGAUCCUCCGAAUCCGUGGGAGCGACGCCUCGAGCCAUUUCUUCUGACCAUGGCCUCUCGCCCAGACCUGGCUCGCUCUGUCAAAACUCUCUUUUUGAAAAGCCGCCUGCUUGAAUCACUCGACUUUGAUGAAAGCCGAAAGGCUUUCGAUACCUGUGCACGCGUUUUAGGAAGCAGUUCCCAGGUGCUCUAUCGCAAAACUCGCAAAACUCACUUAUCUGCCAUAAAGCGGGCCUUUUUUCUAGGGACACGUACUUAUACAUUUUUGAGGCCUCAAGACUUUCUCCCCAUAGUCGGAGACCAACUUCUGUCCGUUCUGGUGGCUAUCCUUCCGAAUCUGAGUCACAUUAGUAUCGAGGAAGGUCGCCGGUGGCGGUUCGAUGUGUCGCCUGCUACUCUCGACAAUAUGGGCGUCAGAUCUAUUCCUCUCAAGAUACUAGAGAUCGAACAUGCUCUACCCAACUUACUUGCUCGGGCGCCGGGGCUUGAGACGUUGGUGACUUCUGCGUUAUCUGAGUUCCCGAAUAUGCCUUGCCUGAGGAACCUUCACAUUCGAUCCAAAGAUGCCGUUGGUGCCCCUGCCAUAGAGCACCUUCUAUCAGCAUGUACCGGAACUCUAUCCACGUUCUCCUACACUUCAUUCGACUCUGACAUAGUGGGCGUGGUAAACCUCCUCGACAUACCAAGGUUCCACGCCAGUCUUGAGACUCUGCACCUAAACAUGCUAAAGACCGAUAGCAAGGGGGAUCAUAAAAUUCCCAGCUUAAAGCAAUUCACCCAACUCAAGAGCCUCUUUCUCCACACAUAUUUUCUUUACGGCCCCAGAUCCCCCACAUGUUGCCGGACAGAAUGCAAAGUCAAGUCUCUUUUUGACAUUCUUCCAUCUAGCAUCACUUCUCUUGAUCUCUCGGAACGGACGCCGACACCAGAUGGCCGUAUGUACGAUGAUCUGCUCAUCUUGUCCAAGGAUGCGGCUUUCGCCUUCCCGCAGCUCAAGGAAAUUCGAAGCAAUGCUGGUCCUGCCUGCGAUGAAUACCCUCAGACCUUGUUUAAGAGCGUUGGGGUCGACCUUAUAUAUCAGGAUCCGACGAUCUGUUGCUGGAUAGACACAGUUGUUAGGAUUAUAGGCGGAGGCGAUUGUUAUCAUUAUGAUCUUGGACAUGGCGGUGGCGCUAUGCCUUUGCCUAGUGAGCUCUCAGAUGAUGAUUUAUAA
This is a messenger RNA of Fusarium tjaetaba, 1467 nucleotides long. RefSeq lists its product as uncharacterized. The record is from RefSeq and is a predicted model, not a curated record. NCBI's taxonomy places the organism in Eukaryota, Fungi, Ascomycota, Sordariomycetes, Hypocreales, Nectriaceae. The transcript has a single exon. Bases 1 to 1467 code for a protein of 488 amino acids.